Molecule: messenger RNA, 1001 nt
Organism: Morus notabilis
Lineage: Eukaryota; Viridiplantae; Streptophyta; Magnoliopsida; Rosales; Moraceae
Product: ATP-dependent Clp protease adapter protein CLPS1, chloroplastic
Exons: 3
Coding region: 209-682 (157 amino acids)
Biological process (GO): protein catabolic process; proteolysis
Source: RefSeq, a predicted model, not a curated record
AUUUUAUUUUAUUUUUUCCCCUUUUUUAGUCAUAAGAGGCCUUUACUUAAGAGCUUGGAAAACGACGUUUUAUUGCGGAAAGAACCACCAGUUUCAUUUCGAGUUUUGUUGGCCGAGUUUGAGACAAUAAGGCCACCUGGGAAAAAUCUCUCCAUUUCCCAUUCCCCAACAUACACACACAACAGAGAGAAAAAAAGAAGAGACAACCAUGGAGACUGCGAUUUGUGGAAAACUUGCUCUAUCUCCCAACCACGUCAUCAAUCCUAAACCAGGGGAUAAACAGUCUCUUUGUAGAGGACCAUGUCCGAGUAUUGGCAUUCACGUGGCUGUAUCGACAACGGGGCCAGGUAAAGGAGGAGGUGUUCUGGAGAGACCAGCUAUAGGGAAAACUCCUGCCCGUGAAUCAGAGUUCGAUGUGAGGAAAUCAAGGAAAACAGCACCGCCAUAUCGCGUGAUACUGCACAACGACAACUUCAACAAACGGGAAUACGUCGUCCAAGUACUGAUGAAGGUUAUCCCUGGGAUGACUCUUGACAAUGCUGUGAAUAUUAUGCAAGAAGCACACUACAAUGGCUUGUCCGUGGUGAUCAUAUGUGAUCAGGCCGACGCCGAAGAACACUGCAUGCAACUGCGGGGCAAUGGACUUCUUAGUUCGAUCGAGCCUGCUAGUGGUGGCUGCUGAUGACACACCAGGGAAGAAGGCCCUUUUGCUUUGAAGACACGUUACCUCUCAAGUAUUGGAUGCUGUAUAUAAACUCAAAAUGAACAUAUCCGUAUUGAAUGUUUGUCAUCCUAUAGUCAAAUUAAGACAAGGGGAUGGUGGAGUUAUCAAUAAAAGUGACUUAGUUCUGUAGUUUGGAAUCAUCUUCUCUUUCUAAGAUUAUAAGGACUAAACUGAAUAGUGCUAAGCCUUUACUUUCUUUGAUUUCCUCAUUUUCAUUGAAUUAUAUAUGUUUGUUUCAUUGAAAAAGGAACGCAGGCAUGGCAUAAAAUUUGCUGCA